This is a messenger RNA of Salvia splendens (bonfire salvia), 2122 nucleotides long. RefSeq names its product (+)-bornyl diphosphate synthase, chloroplastic. The record is from RefSeq and is a predicted model, not a curated record. The coding region runs from base 115 to 1983 and encodes 622 amino acids. The transcript is spliced from 6 exons. Gene Ontology annotation, molecular function: terpene synthase activity; magnesium ion binding. Gene Ontology annotation, biological process: diterpenoid biosynthetic process. NCBI's taxonomy places the organism in Eukaryota, Viridiplantae, Streptophyta, Magnoliopsida, Lamiales, Lamiaceae.
AAUACCAAUUGUGUUAGUAUCUUACCAAUUAAUGCCACUACACAUUAUAUAUUUAAAGAGCAACCAAACCCUAUAAACACAAAUUAAGAAAAAAGAUUGCAAGUGAUCACAAAAAUGUCUACACUCAACAUGCAUGCAACUAUCCUCGGCAAGCCAGUAAGUUGUCUCCACAACUUGAGAGCUUCAAAAGCGUGGCCUGUCUCGUGCACUGCACCCGCGGCUCGCCUCAGGGCUUCUUGCUCCGUACAACAAGAAGUUCGUCGAUCCGGAAACUACCAGCCUACCCGUUGGGAUUUUAGUUACAUUCAAUCUUUAAACUCUCCAUAUGAUAAGGAGGAGAAACACUUAAGUAGGAGAGAGGAGCUGAUUGUGCAAGUGGAGAUAUUGCUGCAAGAGGAAAAAAUGGAACAUGUUCAACAAUUGGAAUUGAUUGAUGACUUGAAAUAUUUGGGAUUGUCUUACUUUUUUCAAGAUGAGAUUAAGGAGAUUUUAGGUUUUAUACAUAGCCACCACAAAUGCUUCCACAAUAAUGAAGCAUGUGAUCAAAGGGGUUUGUAUUUCACAGCUCUUGGGUUCAGAGUUCUCCGACAACAUGGUUUUGAUGUGUCCCAAGAAGUAUUUGAUUGCUUCAAGAACGAGAAAGGGAGUGAUUUCAAGGCUAACCUUGCUCAAGAUACCAAAGGUAUUUUACAACUUUAUGAAGCAUCUUUCCUUUUGAGAGAAGGUGAAGAUUCAUUAGAGCUUGCAAGGGUAUUUUCCACAAAGUGUUUGCAGAAAAAACUUGAUGAAGGUGGUGAUGAUAAUCUAUCAUCAUGGAUUAAACAUUCUUUGGAUCUUCCUCUUCAUUGGAGGAUUCAUAGACUAGAGGCAAGAUGGUUCUUAGAUGCUUAUGCAAGAAGGCCGGAUAAUAAUCCACUUAUUUACGAGCUUGCCCUACUCGAUUUUAAAAUUAUGCAAGCAACAUAUCAACAAGAACUCAAAGAUAUAUCGAGGUAUAAAAUUAGAAAAAAUUUAAUAUUUUUUCUACGUCUGUCCCUGUAUAUAUAUAGUCAAGCUUACUUGUUUGAGCCUUGUUAUAGCUGGUGGAAUAGAUUAUGCCUUGCUGAAAAACUCCCAUUUGUGAGGGACAGGAUUGUGGAGUCCUACUUUUGGGGUGUUGGUUUGUUUGAGCCAAGUCAAUAUGGAUAUCAAAGAAUAGCAUCUGCCAAAAUGAUUAUGUUGGCAACAGUUAUAGAUGAUAUUUACGAUGUAUAUGGUACGGUAGAGGAGUUGCAACUAUUUACUGAUGCAUUUCAAAGAUGGGAUACUGAAUCAAUAGGCCAACUUCCUUAUUACAUGCAAGUUUGUUAUUUGGCACUCUACAACUUUGUUUCCGAGAUGGCAUAUGACACUCUCAUCCAAGACCAACAUUUCAUUAGUUUCCCAUGGUUAAUAAAAUCGUGGUACGAUUUGGGUGCAUCGUAUUUAAAAGAGGCAAAAUGGUACUACAGUGGAUAUAUUCCAACCCUAGAAGAAUAUAUGGGCAAUUCAAAGGUUUCUGUGGCAUCUCCAAAUAUAAUAUCCCAACUUCAUUUCACAUUGCCAAAUUCAAGUUAUGACAAAACAACCAUCGACAGUUUGUAUGAAUAUCAUGACAUACUUUACUUAUCAGGAAUGAUUUUGAGGCUUGCCGAUGAUGUUGGGACGGCACAGUUUGAGCUCAAGAGAGGCGACGUGCAGAAAGCAGUCCAAUGUUAUAUGAACGACACAAAUGCUUCGGAGAAAGAGGCGAAAGAACAUGUGAUGUCUAUGUUGAGGGAGUCGUGGAAGGAGAUGAACACAGCCAUGGCUGCAGGUCAUCCAUUUGAGGAUAUUUUGGCGGAGUCUGCAGCUAAUCUCGGAAGAGUGGCACAGUUUAUGUACCUUGAGGGUGACGGUCAUGGCGUCCAGCAUUCUGGAAUUCAUAAACAGAUUGCCGGCUUGUUAUUAGAGCCAUACGCCUAAAUAUUUAUCUAUAGAUCGUUGGCUUGUUGUUAGAGCCAUACGUCUAAAUAUCUAUCUAUCUAUCUAUUGUUGUCGUGACAUUUUGUCACUUGUCUACCAUAAGAUGGACUUGCAAUAAAGGUGGUGGAAUUUAUUUUUC